This is a messenger RNA of Drosophila mauritiana, 557 nucleotides long. Its product is annotated as transcriptional regulatory protein LGE1. The transcript has 2 exons. NCBI's taxonomy places the organism in Eukaryota, Metazoa, Arthropoda, Insecta, Diptera, Drosophilidae. The coding region runs from base 59 to 481 and encodes 140 amino acids. The record is from RefSeq and is a predicted model, not a curated record.
AAUAAGAAGUCGUAAAAAAAGCAUUGAAAUGAGCUAGCCACAAUGUGUCACCAUCACAAUGUGUCCAACUCCAAUCCACAAGGGUAUAAAUAGAGGGAACGGCGUAGAUGGACUGUCAGAACUGGAAGUGAUUCGAAAUCGAAGCAAAAUGAGAUCCCGCGAUUCCCUGUUGACCAUCCUAACAUUGCUGAUUGCCUGCUGUCUGGAUUCGAGUGGCGCUCUGUUCUUCAAGUCCUGGAAGACUGGAAAAGGAAAUACUGGAUAUAGUGGAGUACAAGACUAUGGUGGCUAUGGAAACUACGGCCAGGGAAACUACGGCUAUGGAAGCUAUGCUGGAGGAUAUGGAGGACGCAAGCCUUCUGGAAACCGAAAAGGACGCACUUACUCGGACAUUCGAAGAGUUAUAAAUCCCGCUCCAUACAUCGGCCCUGGAGGCAGUCGCUUCCUGCCCCGUACUCCAUAUUCCGCCCUUUGGGGUUAACGAUUCGACCAUCUGAACUCGCUUUGUUGUCAGCAGUAUUAGCCAUUAAAAUAAAAUCAGCGAAAGUUACAUCUAA